This is a messenger RNA of Suncus etruscus (white-toothed pygmy shrew), 1215 nucleotides long. RefSeq names its product translocation associated membrane protein 2 (gene TRAM2). The transcript has 11 exons. Bases 1 to 1113 code for a protein of 370 amino acids. NCBI's taxonomy places the organism in Eukaryota, Metazoa, Chordata, Mammalia, Eulipotyphla, Soricidae. Gene Ontology annotation, biological process: SRP-dependent cotranslational protein targeting to membrane, translocation; protein insertion into ER membrane. The record is from RefSeq and is a predicted model, not a curated record. Gene Ontology annotation, cellular component: endoplasmic reticulum membrane.
AUGGCGUUCCGCCGGCGCACCAAAAGUUACCCGCUCUUCAGCCACGAGUUCGUGCUGCACAACCACGCGGACAUCGGCUUCUGCCUGGUGCUCUGCGUCCUCGUCGGGCUCAUGUUCGAGGUUACCGCCAAGACUGCCUUCCUAUUUAUUUUACCUCAAUAUAAUGUUAGCAUGUCUACAGCAGAUAGUGAGACUGUGCACUACCACUAUGGGCCCAAGGACCUAGUCACCAUCUUGUUCUACUUUUUCAUCACCAUCAUCUUACAUGCAGUGGUUCAGGAGUAUAUUCUAGAUAAAAUCAGCAAACGACUUCAUCUCUCCAAAGUCAAACACAGCAAGUUCAAUGAAUCUGGCCAGCUAGUUGUCUUUCAUCUCAGCUCGGUGAUAUGGUGCUUCUAUGUGGUGGUGACGGAAGGAUAUUUGACCAAUCCAAGGAGCCUCUGGGAAGACUACCCACACGUGUACCUCCCCUUCCAGGUGAAGUUUUUCUACCUGUGCCAGCUGGCCUACUGGCUGCACGCGCUCCCCGAGCUCUACUUUCAGAAGGUGCGGAAGGAAGAGAUCCCCCGCCAGCUGCAGUACAUCUGCCUGUACCUGGUCCACAUUGCUGGAGCGUACCUCUUAAACCUCAGCCGCCUGGGCCUGAUCCUGCUUCUGCUGCAGUACUCCACCGAGUUCCUCUUCCACAUGGCCCGGCUCUUCUACUUUGCAGAUGAGAAUAAUGAGAAGCUGUUCAGUGCCUGGGCUGCUGUGUUUGGGGUGACUCGCCUCUUCAUUCUCACCCUUGCUGUGCUGGCCAUUGGCUUUGGACUGGCACGUAUAGAAAACCAGGCUUUUGACCCUGAAAAAGGGAAUUUCAACACCUUGCUGUGCAGGCUCUGCGUGCUGCUGCUGUUGUGCACCGCCCAGGCCUGGCUCAUGUGGCGAUUCAUCCACUCGCAGCUGCGGCACUGGCGCGAGUACUGGAAUGAGCAGAGUGCCAAGCGGAGAGUCCCAGCUGCCCCCCGACUCCCCACCAGACUCCUCAAGAGGGAAUCAGGUUACCAUGAAAAUGGAGUAGUGAAAGCAGAGAAUGGCACCUCCCCACGGACUAAGAAACUCAAGUCUCCUUAAGGCCAAAGUGCUGAAAACUGGAAUCCUCUCGGGGUCCAUCAGGAAAGUGGGGAGCCCCGGCCUGCUCACUGCACCCCCUUCCUGCUCACAUGGCUCCAUCCC